Messenger RNA from Callorhinchus milii (elephant shark), 1767 nucleotides. It is a transcript of the gene wls, whose product is annotated as Wnt ligand secretion mediator. Gene Ontology annotation, molecular function: Wnt-protein binding. Gene Ontology annotation, cellular component: organelle membrane; endomembrane system. NCBI's taxonomy places the organism in Eukaryota, Metazoa, Chordata, Chondrichthyes, Chimaeriformes, Callorhinchidae. The record is from RefSeq and is a predicted model, not a curated record. The coding region runs from base 85 to 1716 and encodes 543 amino acids. Gene Ontology annotation, biological process: Wnt signaling pathway; Wnt protein secretion; intracellular protein transport. The transcript has 12 exons.
AAAGAACGAAAGAGGGAGUGAGAGAGAGAGAGAGAGAGAAGAAGAGAGUAACAACGAUAGGAUCCACACCAACACUGUAUAAAAAUGGUAGGAGCAAUUAUAGAGAACAUGAGCACCAAAAAACUCUGCAUUGUUGGAGUGAUUUUGCUCAUAUUCCAAGUGGUCGCUUUUCUGGUUGGAGGAUUGAUACCUCCGAGCCCCACAACGGGAAUCCCCUACUUGGCCACAAAAUGCGUGGACGUGAGGAAGAACCAGGUGGGCUCCAAGUGGUUCAUGCCCUGGGGCCCGAGCCAGUGUGAGAAGAAAAUCCAGGAUUUCUCUGAGGCCAAAGACCAGGACAUUGGCACCAACGAUAUCGUCUUCGCCAUUCACAUCCCCCACCCCAACUGGCAGAUGAGCCCCUGGUUCCAGUUCCUCCUGGUCAUCCUGCAGUUCGACAUCAUCUACACAGCACAGAACCCUAUUCGACAAGGAGCCAUGGUAACGCUGGAUGUGUCGCUGGGUUACCGUGAUGACCAGGUGAGCGAGUGGACUGAGAUCGCCCACUCCAUGGAGAAACGGAAACUUACCUGUAAUUUCACGUCUCUCAAGCCGGAGAUUGACGACGGCCGUCAAUACGACUGUGAGCUCCUGCCAUUCAUGGAGCUGGGGAGCGUGACUCACAAAUACUACCUCAUCAACAUGAGACUCCCCGUCAACGAGGACAAGUUCAUCAACUUGCAGAUCGGGCAGCUCAAGGACAUCCGCUUUGUGGCCAUCCAUCAGAAUGGGGGCUUCACCAAGGUCUGGUUUGCCAUGAAGACCUUCCUCACCCCCAGCAUCCUCAUCAUCCUCGUCUGGUACUGGAGGCGUAUCACCAUGUUGAGCCGCCCCCCUGUGCUGCUCGAGAAGAUUAUCUUCGUGCUCGGAAUCUCCAUGACCUUCAUCAACAUCCCAGUCGAGUGGUUUUCAAUUGGAUUCAACUGGACCUGGAUGUUGCUGUUUGGGGACAUCCGUCAGGGAAUCUUCUACUCCAUCCUCCUCUCCUUCUGGAUCAUCUUCUGUGGCGAGCACCUUAUGGACCAGAGUGAGAGGAACCGUCUGUCUGUUUACUGGAAGCAAGUGGUGCCCAUUGCCUUCGGCUCCCUCUGUCUCUUCAGCUUCGACAUGUGUGAGAGGGGGGUGCAGCUGAAGAACCCCUUCUACAGUAUUUGGGCCACAGACGUGGGGACGGAGCUGGCUAUGGCUUUCAUCAUCGUGGCCGGGAUUUGUGCCUGUCUCUACUUCCUCUUCCUCUGCUUCAUGGUUUUCCAGGUUUUCCGGAACAUCAGCGGGAAGCGCUGCUCCCUCCCAGCCAUGUCUAAGGUCCGGAGACUCCAUUACCAGGGGCUGAUUUUCCGGUUCAAAUUCUUGAUGCUGGUCACCCUGACCUGCGCUGCCAUGACAGUCACCUUCUUCAUCAUCAGCCAGGUGAACGAGGGCCAUUGGAAAUGGGGCGACUUCACGGUUCAGGUGAACAGCGCCUUCUUCACGGGCAUCUAUGGCAUGUGGAACCUGUACGUCUUCGCCAUCAUGUUCCUGUACGCUCCCUCCCACAAGUGCUACAGCGAUGCCGGCCAGUCCAACGGUGACCUGGGGGUGAGCAGUGGGGAAGAGCUUCAGUUGACCACAACCAUCACCCACGCUGACGGCCCGACCGAGAUCUACCGUCUCGCGGGCAAAGAGGCUCAGGAAUAGGCCGUGAGGGAUCAGCAACUCUCUUUUUUUUCUCUCUCUCUCUCUCUCUCU